Molecule: messenger RNA, 2832 nt
Organism: Onthophagus taurus
Lineage: Eukaryota; Metazoa; Arthropoda; Insecta; Coleoptera; Scarabaeidae
Source: RefSeq, a predicted model, not a curated record
UAACUUGACAUAAAAUUAAUAAAAAUUGAAGAUUUUUUAAAUUAUCACCUUGACCGGAUUAUUAAGAGUUACGAAACGAUUUAUAUCUUAAAUUAAAGCUGAAAUCUUCCUCUAUAAGAUGGUGUGUAAUAUUAAAUGUCAUUGAUUAUAAAAAUGUUGAGUAAAAAAUUAAAAACUAAAAUUCCAAUUUUUAAAUUAACCUAAAAUUAAUAUAAAUUGAAGAUUUUUCAAAUCAUGGUCUUGACCGGAUUAUUAAGAGUUAGGAAACGAUUUAUAUCUUAAAUAAAAGCUGAAAUCUUCCUCUUUAAGAUGGUGUGUAAUAUGAAGUAUCAUUGAGUAUAAAAAUGUUGAGUAAAACAUUAAAAACUAAAAUGCCAAUUUUUAACUUAACCUGAAAUUAAUAAAAAUGUUAGAUAUUUUAAAUCAUCGCCUUGACCGGAUUAUUAAGAGUUAGGAAACGAUUUAUAUCUUAAAUUAAAGCUGAAAUCUUCCUCUUUAAGAUGGUGUGUAAUAUGAAUUAUCAUCGAUUAUAAAAAUGUUAAUAAUAAUCUUUAUUAUGCUAAUAAUCCGAAGGCAUACAUUCGUCAAUAUAAAAUUUACAAGCAAGGCGAAAAAUAUAAUAAAAUAUAAUAUAUAAAAUAUUACACGUAACAUUUACAUAAAAGCAAAUACACAGUCAUAACAAUCCAUGUCAGAACAGUAGUGACAGGGAAAGAAAGUUAAUCUGUUCGUAUACUAAACACAUUCAAAGGCCUGUAUAUCAUUCGACAAUUCUUCAAUAGAGUAACAUGCUUUACGCAAUAAAACAUCCUUAAUCCUAGUUAGAAAAACUUUAAAUGUUAAAUUCCUGUAACUACUAGGGCCCUUACAGACGGACGUUUAUGCCCGCGUUGAUGUUUGCACAUCCAAAAACGUGCAUACAAAAACGUAUGCUAGGUCAGCGUACAGACGUUCUGAUUUCCUAAAGCCCUAUGGGCAGAAAGAUCUUAAUCAUGACAAAAAAAUUUUUAAUUACCGAUUGGCACGGGCACGAGGUAAAAUUGAAAAUACAUUUGGCAUAUUAGCAGCACGAUUUCAAAUCUUUUACACUCCUAUCCGGUUACGCUUAGAAUCAAUAGACAAAGUGGUACUGGCUUGCUGUGUACUUCAUAAUUUUUUAAAACGAAGCUGCCCUAACAUAUAUACACCACCUGAUUCUGAUUUCGAAAAAGUAAGUUUGCAAUCAGGUCUGAGAGCUAAUCCAAGUCACCUUGCUCACCUGCAACGUAGCCAUGGUGGGAACUUUGGCAGUGAAGCAGAGCAAGUGCGACAAUUAUUUAUGCAGUAUUUUAAUGAAGAAGGAGCUGUAUCGUGGCAACCUUCUUAUUUUCCCUACGAAAACCUCCUCUAAGACUAUUUAUUUUAGUAAUAACUGAAGCUUUGGUCGCGUUUGGCUGAACAAUCUGCAGCUUCUUGAUCAGCAUUUUGUAGGCGUCGCUUUUUUUUUUAUUCAAAUAUGCUUUGGUUUUUAUAUGCCAUAGACAGGGCAGUUCCCUGUACAUUUCAAUGAAUUCACGCAGGAAGUCACGAGAGAGUGUUCUACAAUCAGACAUUCUACAAAACAAUAAAUUUGCGAAUCAAAUUUCAUAAACACGGAACUUACCUGGGCACUGAACGCUACUGAUGAACGUCGCAUAAUUUACAUCUACACGUUGAGACUUGAGAGCGAAUCCCGACAGCCGGCAGAAGUUUUGUGCGUCGUUCUUUUUGAGUGUGCACUCAAACAGGUGACGUUCUUCUGCAUACACAUUAACGUUUUUGUGUGUACGUUUUUGAAUGUGCAUACAUUAACGCGUCUGUAGAGGCCUUUAAUCUUGUCAUCUUAAAGGAGAUGACGUUAACCAAAUAUUUAUACUUAAUUCAGAUUUUCUUUAGAUUAGUUAAUCACAAACAAAUACUUGUAAUUAAUAACUUACAAAGCUAUCUCAACAAAUAAUCGAUAAUUUAGUACUUAUGAUCAAUGCACAACAAUCUGUUAUUGUUAUUAAGAUAAAAUAUUUUAUGGACACACCCAAAAAAAAUCAUAUAAAAACCCCAAAAUCAACUCAACACCCAAUCAUUUAACAAACAAUCAAAAUGAAGCUAACAAUUUUAAUCGUUAUGUGCAGCUUUUCCAUCAUUUUGGCCAACCCACAACUUCCAACAAUAAGUGAAAAUCAAGAUUGCAACCCCACAAUGCUAUUAGUUAUAAUGCGCAAUAAAUACAACCCUGGUAUUUUCUUAACCGGCCCAAAUUGUACUUACGCAAGCAGAAAAAUUAAAUAUUCCAUUGAUGGUGAAGUAAAUUACGAUGAUAGUGGAAAUUAUCCUCUGUUGGGAGGCUUCCCAAUACCCGAAACGAUUUCUUGCGAUGCUAUUAUUAAAGCUUCCGUUGUAGCUUUCGAUGAGGAUGGUGUGCAAAUCGGGGAAUCCGAUAUAGCAAAUAUUCCACCAUGUGAAAAAUGUAUAGGUAUUAUGCAUACACGUUAUGAUAGCGAUAAUAUGAACAUAAUUGUUUCAAUAACGACUCCCCCAACAUCGGAUUGUACCGCAAAUAAUUUCAAAAUAAAAUGUGUUAUUGAUGAAACGAUUACUUACACAGAUAUAAAUAAUGAUGAUUUAGGGGGAACUGUUAAAUUAAAUGAGCCAUUAACUUGCAAAGCUGAAUUAUCAAUUCUAGCUUACGGUAAAAACGGAAAAGAACUUUGGGAAACCGAUUCAACAACUUUAAGAGUAAACGGAUGUUAAAAUUAAUUGUUCAAAUACAAAUUUUGUUAUAUAACUUAUUAAUUACUAACUUUAAUAAACGAUGUA